Messenger RNA from Aedes albopictus (Asian tiger mosquito), 588 nucleotides. RefSeq names its product sericin-2-like. The transcript has a single exon. The annotation marks the transcript as partial. The record is from RefSeq and is a predicted model, not a curated record. NCBI's taxonomy places the organism in Eukaryota, Metazoa, Arthropoda, Insecta, Diptera, Culicidae.
AGGAAUUCCUCCGGAAGUUCCUCCAGGAAUUCCUCCGGAAGUUCCUCCAGAAAUUCCUCCGGAAGUUCCUCCAGAAAUUCCUCCGGAAGUUCCUCCAGGAAUUCCUCCGGAAGUUCCUCCAGGAAUUCCUCCGGAAGUUCCUCCAGGAAUUCCUCCGGAAGUUCCUCCAGGAAUUCCUCCGGAAGUUCCUCCAGGAAUUCCUCCGGAAGUUCCUCCAGGAAUUCCUCCGGAAGUUCCUCCAGGAAUUCCUCCGGAAGUUCCUCCAGGAAUUCCUCCGGAAGUUCCUCCAGGAAUUCCUCCGGAAGUUCCUCCAGGAAUUCCUCCGGAAGUUCCUCCAGGAAUUCCUCCGGAAGUUCCUCCAGGAAUUCCUCCGGAAGUUCCUCCAGGAAUUCCUCCGGAAGUUCCUGCAGGAAUUCCUCCGGAAGUUCCUCCAGGAAUUCCUCCGGAAGUUCCUCCAGGAAUUCCUCCGGAAGUUCCUCCAGGAAUUCCUCCGGAAGUUCCUCCAGGAAUUCCUCCGGAAGUUCCUCCAGGAAUUCCUCCGGAAGUUCCUCCAGGAAUUCCUCCGGAAGUUCCUCCAGGAAUUCCUCC